Molecule: messenger RNA, 731 nt
Organism: Humulus lupulus (European hop)
Lineage: Eukaryota; Viridiplantae; Streptophyta; Magnoliopsida; Rosales; Cannabaceae
Product: chloroplast envelope membrane protein-like
Exons: 1
Coding region: 1-594 (197 amino acids)
Cellular component (GO): membrane
Source: RefSeq, a predicted model, not a curated record
AUGGCACCCGCAAAGAAGAAUGUCGCGAGCUCCUCCGAUUUUUUUUUGAAUGAUAUUCAAGAAAAGAAUAUUCUCAAAAAAUUCAUAGAAUUAAAAGAACUCUCCUUCUUCGACGAAAUGAUAAAGGACUACCCGGAAAGGCAGUUACAAAAGUUUCACGUUGGAGUUUACAAAGAAAUGAUCCAAUUGAUCAAGAUGGACAAUGAAGGCCGUAUCCAUACGAUUUUACAUUUCUCAACAAAUCUAAUUUCUUUCCUUAUUCUAAGUGUUUAUUCUAUUCUAGGUAAUGAAGAACUUAUUUUUCUUAACUCUUGUCUUCAAGAAUUUCUAUAUAAUUUAAGUGACACAGUAAAAAAAAUUUCUAUUCUUUUAUUAACUGAUUUAUGUGUAAGAUUCCAUUCACCCCAUGGUUGGGAACUAAUGAUUGGCUCUAUCUACAAAGAUUUUGGAUUUGCUCAUAAUGAACAAAUUAUAUCCGGUCUUGUUUCUACUUUUCCAGUUAUUUUAGAUACAAUUUUUAAAUAUCGGAUCUUUCGUUAUUUAAAUUGUGUAUCUCUGUCACUUGUAGUGAUUUAUCAUUCAAUGAAUGAUUGAAAAAUGAUCGACCGAUCAAAUUAUAUAUAAUGUUUGUUACUUUGUACAUUAGCAAAACAGUCAAAACUGUACUUAUUAUUUCUACCCACCUGGGAGAUUCCUUCAAUAUUCCAGUAAAAUUAUUUCAGUAAAUCUAA